GUCCCUGCCUUACAGUCUCGCGGUAGGUUUGCUUAAUAAAACAGUUCAAACCUCUCUCUCUCUCUUAAUUUCCCUCUUUUUCUCUUUUAAAGUUUAAACUCAUAUCCCAGGCAUAUGAAGUGCUUUCAGAUCCCAAGAAAAGGGACAUUUAUGACCAGGGUGGAGAACAGGCCAUCAAAGAAGGAGGCUCGGGCAGCUCCAGCUUCUCGUCACCCAUGGACAUCUUCGACAUGUUCUUUGGUGGUGGAGGACGGAUGGCUAGAGAGAGAAGAGGCAAGAAUGUGGUACACCAGUUGUCUGUAACUCUUGAAGAUUUAUAUAACGGAGUCACAAAGAAAUUGGCUCUCCAGAAAAAUGUAAUUUGUGAAAAAUGUGAAGGUGUUGGCGGGAAGAAGGGGUCGGUGGAGAAGUGCCCUCUGUGCAAGGGUAGGGGGAUGCAGGUCCACAUCCAGCACAUCGGGCCGGGCAUGGUGCAGCAGAUCCAGACCGUAUGCAUCGAGUGCAAGGGUCAGGGCGAGCGCAUCAACCCCAAGGAUCGCUGCGAGACGUGCAGCGGCGCCAAGGUGAUCCGCGAGAAGAAGAUCAUCGAGGUACACGUUGAGAAAGGUAUGAAAGAUGGGCAAAAGAUACUAUUUCAUGGAGAAGGAGAUCAGGAGCCUGAACUGGAGCCUGGUGAUGUCAUAAUUGUGCUUGAUCAGAAGGAUCAUAGUGUCUUUCAGAGGCGAGGCCACGACUUGAUCAUGAAAAUGAAAAUUCAGCUCUCUGAAGCUCUCUGUGGCUUCAAGAAGACGAUAAAAACACUGGAUGAUCGAAUCCUUGUUAUCACAUCCAAGUCAGGCGAGGUGAUCAAGCACGGGGACCUCAAGUGCGUGCGCAAUGAAGGGAUGCCGAUCUACAAAGCACCCCUGGAGAAGGGCACCCUGGUCAUCCAGUUCUUAGUCGUCUUCCCUGAAAAACACUGGCUUUCUCAAGAGAAGCUUCCUCAGCUGGAAGCCUUACUCCCUCCCCGACAGAAGGUGAGGAUCACAGACGACAUGGACCAGGUGGAGCUGACGGAGUUCAACCCCAGUGAGCAGAACUGGCGCCAGCACAGAGAGGCCUAUGAGGAGGACGAUGACGGGCCCCGGGCCGGGGUGCAGUGCCAGACAGCCUGACGUGGCACGGUGCGGCCCAGCCGCUGGACUCGCACACGAUGAAUGUAACGUUGGCACAAUGAAAUGGCAUCGCUUUAAUGGC
This is a messenger RNA of Tupaia belangeri chinensis (Chinese tree shrew), 1236 nucleotides long. RefSeq names its product DnaJ heat shock protein family (Hsp40) member A4 (gene DNAJA4). The record is from RefSeq and is a predicted model, not a curated record. Gene Ontology annotation, molecular function: Hsp70 protein binding. Bases 216 to 1154 code for a protein of 312 amino acids. Gene Ontology annotation, biological process: protein folding. NCBI's taxonomy places the organism in Eukaryota, Metazoa, Chordata, Mammalia, Scandentia, Tupaiidae. The transcript is spliced from 6 exons.